CACAACACCAGGAGGCAACAACAUCCUACCUGACUGCAUCUGCUUAUACAUGGCUGUGGUGUUUAAAUCUCGUGGUUCUCAAGUCAGCAUUGAAGUCGGUGAAUAUGAGCAGAUUCCGGAAAAUGGACAUGGAGACAUGAGAGAAAAGCGUCUGCCAAAAUCAAAACAUGCCUCUGUGGUUUUGAUGGGGUUUGGACUCCUGUGUGUCCUUCAAGCCGUUCUCAACAUCACACUCAGACUGAGUCACAGAGAGCUACCUCAUAAAGGCAAAAAAGAAGAGAUCUGUCCACAGGACUGGCUACAGUUUAACUUCAGUUGUUACUACAUUUCCUCCAUGAGGAAGAGUUGGCACAGCAGCCGUCAGGACUGUCUGCAAAGAGAUGCUGACCUGGUUAUCAUUAACAGCAGAGAGGAACAGGCUUUCCUCACUGGGUUCACCAAAGCAGCAUGGAUUGGAAUGUCUGACAAGAAGAAGGAGGGAAUUUGGAUCUGGGUGAAUGGUACACCAGUAAACAAAGACAGGUUAGAAUGGGCCCCUGGACAGCCUGAUGGAGCGUUUGGAGGAGAAGACUGUGGUGAUAUUCGUACAAUGAUGAAUUUUAUUGGUUUGAAUGACUCUAACUGUAGUCUCAGAUCCCAAUGGAUCUGUGAGAAAACACUGAGGUAGAGAUACUUUCUGUGAUUCAUAUUAUCCAUCAUUUUUGCACUCAUUCAGCGAUCCCAAUAUUUCCUCCAAAAACUUUGGGCCCUGUUUUCAUGCCCAGCGCUAUACCUGGUACAAGUAGACGUUGCACGUUCCACAAAG
Messenger RNA from Hippocampus zosterae (dwarf seahorse), 805 nucleotides. RefSeq names its product CD209 antigen-like protein E. Lineage: Eukaryota; Metazoa; Chordata; Actinopteri; Syngnathiformes; Syngnathidae. Bases 50 to 667 code for a protein of 205 amino acids. The transcript is spliced from 5 exons. The record is from RefSeq and is a predicted model, not a curated record.